Molecule: messenger RNA, 1443 nt
Organism: Asparagus officinalis (garden asparagus)
Lineage: Eukaryota; Viridiplantae; Streptophyta; Magnoliopsida; Asparagales; Asparagaceae
Product: anthranilate phosphoribosyltransferase, chloroplastic-like
Exons: 10
Coding region: 2-1162 (386 amino acids)
Biological process (GO): L-tryptophan biosynthetic process
Cellular component (GO): cytosol
Molecular function (GO): anthranilate phosphoribosyltransferase activity
Source: RefSeq, a predicted model, not a curated record
GAUGACGAGGUUGACGGCGAUGCCUCCAUCGUCGUCGUCGUCUUUGUCGUCAGCAGGAGGAGGAGGAGGAGAUAAUGUCAGCACGAUUCCCAAUCUCUCCUUCGCUCAAUCCUCCUCCUCCUCCUCCUAUAAAGAGUUGAUCGAGACGCUGAUACAUGGAGUGGACCUCUCGGAGGAAGAGGCCGAGGCAUCCCUCGACCUCCUUCUGAACGAGGCCAACGAGGCCCUCAUCAGUGCCUUCCUAGUCCUCUUGAGAGCCAAAGGUGAAACCUUUGAGGAGAUAGUGGGACUGGCGAGGGCCAUGAUCAAAUGCUGCAGGAAAGUUGAAGGUCUGUCGGAUGUGGUGGACAUUGUGGGAACAGGAGGUGAUGGAGCUAACACUGUUAACAUUUCCACUGCUGCAGCAAUCCUCACUGCUGCAGCUGGGGCAAAAGUUGCAAAGCAAGGAAAUCGUUCGAGUUCUUCUGCAUGUGGCAGUGCUGAUGUGCUCGAAACUUUGGGUGUCAACAUAGAUUUGGGCCCUGAGGAUGUGAGAAGAUGUGUGGAGGAAGCAGGGAUAGGUUUCAUGAUGUCUCCAAUAUAUCAUCCAGCAAUGAAAAUUGUCAGUCCGGUGAGGAAGAAGCUCAAAGUGAAGACAGUCUUCAACAUUCUAGGUCCCAUGUUGAAUCCGGCAAGAGUACCCUAUGCUGUUGUUGGUGUUUACAAUGAAGAUAUAGUAAUGAAGAUGGCUAAAGCAUUGCAACGAUUUGGGAUGGAAAGAGCAUUGGUAGUUCAUUCAGAGGGUUUAGAUGAAAUAAGUCCACUUGGACCUGGAUAUCUCCUUGAUGUGACACCAACAAAGAUUGACAAGUUCCAUUUUGAUCCAUUGGACUUUGGUAUUCCUCGCUGCACCCUUCCAAGCCUAAAAGGAGGAGGACCAGAAUUCAAUGCCAAAGUUCUUAGGAACGUACUUUCUGGUGAAAAAGGAUCAAUUGCAGAUGCUAUUGUGCUGAAUGCUGCAGCGGCUCUUUUGGUGAGCGGCCGAGCGAGCAGCUUGGCCGAAGGGGUGGCACUGGCACAAGAGACCCAACAAUCCGGGGAAGCCAUUCACAAACUUGAUUCAUGGAUACUCAUCUCCAAUAAACUGAAGCAAGGAGCUGCCGCAGGUGUGGGUGCUGCUUGAACACAAUAUCUACAGUCUCAGAUUCUUCAAUCAAACAGCUUUUCAUCUCAAUAAUAAUAAUAAAAGUGUAAAAUAAUUAGAAUAAUACUCCUUAGGCGCCCCAUACAGAGUUCUGAGAGUUGGUUCAUAUUGUACUUAUGGCACCUUCAAUGUUUUCAUGACUCAUAUCAGAAAAUGUAUUUAUGAACCAACUACCAGCCCACCACCCCUUCAGAGCUUGUCUGCUCUCUGAAGGAAUGAGGUUUUUAUUAUUGUUUAUUUAUCGUUAUUCAAGUUGAGCU